This is a messenger RNA of Topomyia yanbarensis, 1875 nucleotides long. RefSeq lists its product as uncharacterized. The transcript is spliced from 2 exons. Bases 1 to 1875 code for a protein of 624 amino acids. Gene Ontology annotation, molecular function: zinc ion binding; nucleic acid binding. The record is from RefSeq and is a predicted model, not a curated record. NCBI's taxonomy places the organism in Eukaryota, Metazoa, Arthropoda, Insecta, Diptera, Culicidae.
AUGUUUAUCGUCAAAGCGCACUUGGACUUUUUGUUUUCGGUGGAGGCUAUGAAAAAGGAAAACUACGAAACGCUGAACAAACUCAUCGGAGAUUUUGAAAAGAAUCUUUUAAUGUUGGACAAGAUGGUAGAAAACACAAGCAAUUGGAGCACCAUUCUAGUUCAUAUGAUCUGUUCACGCCUAGAUGCUUCUACACUACGCCACUGGGAAACGUAUCACAAUUCCAAGGAUGUGCCCAGUUAUGAAAAAUUGAUACAAUUUCUGCGAAAUCACUGUUCCGUUCUUCAAUCCAUUACUCCAGUACAAACAUCUCCGGUUAUAGAAGAGAGAACAAGAGUAGGCGUUAGUCAUUCCGUUGUUCAAUCCUAUGGCAACUGUCAAUUCUGCGGUGAAGCCUUCCAUUCCGCCUUUCGCUGCACCAAGUUCUUAAGGAUGGAAGUCGCGAAGCGCAACGAAGCAGUUCGGAGAUUAAAACUGUGCCUAAACUGUCUAUCAUUAGGACAUCAAGCUCGUGUCUGCAAUAGAGGUUCGUGCCACCAUUGCCAAAGAAAACAUCAUUCGUUGCUGCACCCGGAAUCGUUACAGUCGUCUGUCCUGCAAUCACAAUCCUCCGUUCCACAAGCGCUGAACACACACGUUGUAGCCAACCAGCAGCAACCACAGACACAACCUCCAACCCAAAGCCAACCAACCCACAGAAAUACAGCUCAAACAUCCAUAAACUCUCUCCCUGUUACACAAUCGCAAAACAUGCACACUCAACCACUGCACACCACAAAAAAUCUUGCUGUACAAGAAAUUGGUGGUGCCACCGCCAUUUCGCGAAAAUUGGUCCACGCUACCAUCCAUCCGCGAUUAUCGAAAAUAUCAUCGUUCAUUGGAGCCAUGAGCUUUUACGUUCUUUCGGAGCUUACGACAACCCUGCCGACUCAAAAAAUCAACGUAUUUCGGUGGACUCUCCCAGCGGAUCUAAUUCUUGCAGACCCCCAGUUUUUUGAACCAGGACAGAUCGACAUGAUCAUCGGAGCCAAGCAUUUCUUCGAGUUGCUUUCGGAAGGUCGGUCGAACAUUUCAAUCGAUGGACCCAUACUUCAAAAUACAGUGUUCGGUUGGAUUAUUGUGGGACGAGUUUCACAUCAGUCGAGAAAUUUGCAACCAGUAGUGUCAUUAUCGUGUACAACGAUUGAUAUUCAUAAGUUGCUGACAAGAUUCUGGGAACUAGAGACGUGUCGAACAAACAGCACACAGUCAGUUGAGGAGACAGCGUGUGAGAGACUGUUCGAUCAGACUACUGCUCGCGACAACAGCGGAAAAUUCGUCGUGUCCUUGCCGAAGCGAGAAUUCAUCGUUCAGCAGAUUGGUGAUUCGAAAACGAUUGCCAUGCGUCGAUUCGCUGGAUUAGAGAAGCGGUUCCAGUCGAAUCCUGACUUGAUGUUAAGUUACGCUGAAUUUAUCCGCGAGUAUCAACGACUAGGUCACAUGAAGGAGGUUACGAGCGAAACCGACAAAUAUCCCGUGUUCUAUCUCCCCCAUCAUGCAGUAUUGAAGCCUGACAGCACAACGACUAAACUCCGAGUAGUGUUUGAUGGCUCUUGCAAGUCUUCAUCUGGAGUUUCGUUAAACGAUGCUUUAAUGGUCGGUCCUGUAGUUCAGGAAGAUCUGCUUUCAAUUAUUAUUCGCUUUCGGCUUCAUCCAAUCGCUGUCGUUGCCGAUGUCGAAAAAAUGUACCGAAUGGUGAUGGUACAACCGGCUGAUCAACAUCUUCAACGUAUUCUAUGGAGGGAUUCAGUCAGCGAACCAGUCCGUGUGUUUCAGUUGACGACCGUCACAUAUGGUACAGCAUCCGCUCCUUAUUUGGCAACCAAGUGCUUGUAG